CUUCUAAAUGCCGAGUGUUUGGAGAAGGAACAAUCACUACCUAUUAGGUUUGACGCGGUUAUGGCACGAGCGGGGCUCGAACUCACGACCUCCCGGUUUAGAACCGAACGCUCCACCACUGGGCUACCGCGAUCGGUGUUGGCGUGUGAAGCAGCACCGAAUAAUGCCGACUGCGUUUACGGAAAUGUUUGUCAAAGGCAGAAUAAAGAUACUGGAGACGAACGAGUCAUUCUACAGUAUCAUUAUGAUUUGUUAAUUAACUACAGUGUAAAAUGUUUAAGAAUAUCGUGGUCCGAUCAUAUCGCUUGGAAUCUUUUAUUUGUGUUUUACUGAAACAUGUACAUGCAGAGAGUGAUCACUCGUGGCCAUGGUAACCAUUCCUUGGUACAUGAUCAUGCAGGAGCACGGUAUAGGAUGGAACAGUUAGUGAAACAACAAAACCAGGAAAUGCGCGGGAAAAAAUACAUGCGUCAGCCUUCUCAACCAAAAGUCCUAUAUAAGGAAUUCAGUCGACCAGUGCGGGCGGCUAACUAUUUAGAAAACCGUUUGAUGAUGGAACGGAUAGCAAAAGCUGCACAUUUUAGCAAACGCAAUCAAUUCAAAUAUGACCGUGAGCUAGACGACCUCCAUCAACUCGAAAAAACAUUGACUGUUAAAUCUCUUGAUUUUGACGGUGAAGAAUUUCACAGGAAUCACGAAAAACGACGUCACUUCCCGUUCAUUAGCGUUCCCACGGUAGAGGAUGUUCUUAACCGAGUUCCUAACAACUGUGUCCUGGAGUUCGGUCCUGGGAACCAGAUCAUCAAUAAAAACCCCAAAAGCAGAAGGCAAGAUUUCGUCCAACAAUUGGGAAACGAUAGGAAACAUUUGACGAGGCAUGGGAGACAGAAAAAUGAAGUUCAUUCUAAGUAUACUAAGUAUUUCAGGUCUCAAUCAGCUUGUCAUCGGUCAACCAAAACUAAAUCCAUUCAUCAGCGUCGUCCCAACACUAGCAGAAUCCACACAGUGCGGGAACCGGAAGCACCUCGGGAUUUUUCUCCCAGAAGCCAGACAUUAAAUAGACUGACCGUGAAUGUAACGUCUGCUAAUCGUCCAAUGUCGAAUGUAUCGCGAGGUAGACAAAGUGAUGUUCCGGAACCAGAUUAUGUCGCAAACGAGUGUGACGUGGUCAGUGAAGAUGGACACAAGUCGAAAUCGUACCGGACUCUGAAGGAGAUGUACACCUAUAAGGAGGACAAUGAACCGCCAAUACCGGACAAGAAAAUCGAGUCUUUGAAGAGAAUGAAAGCAAAGGAAAAAAUUACAUUUCAACAUUUAGAUAAUCGUGUGAAGGCGUUUUCGAAAAAGUUAUUCAAAACAAAGAAUGUAUUAUGAAGGACUGUGUGCGGAUUGUGACGUCAUUAGGGUGUUAUGUUGAUGGGAUCAGACUUACUCUAUCAUGCUUUUUUAGCUACACGGGUCAUGGAUUAAUAUCUAGUGGAAAAUGAACAACUUCUUCGUGGUCAGAAGCAAUGUUGUUAACAUUUUAUGGUGUCCGUUUCUUAUAUAUAUAUAUAUAUAUAUAUGAAUAAAUCGACAAAUUCUUGGUAAGUGGGGGUGAACAGGUUAAAAGAUUUAAUGGGGGUUAGGGGAGGAGGGAAAUGGUGGGUGUGGUGGUUGGGAAGAGAGGAGAAGAAUAUGAGGAAUGUAGGAGAGAGAGAGAGAGAGAGACUCUUAUGUAUCUAAAAAUAAAGCUGAAUAUUGAAUAACAAUUUCUUGAAAAAAUGAUUGCCA
This is a messenger RNA of Ostrea edulis (European flat oyster), 1773 nucleotides long. RefSeq lists its product as uncharacterized. Bases 337 to 1374 code for a protein of 345 amino acids. The transcript is spliced from 2 exons. Lineage: Eukaryota; Metazoa; Mollusca; Bivalvia; Ostreida; Ostreidae. The record is from RefSeq and is a predicted model, not a curated record.